GUGCGUGUGUUCCUGGAAAGGUCUGGUCCACUUCCAUGUUGCGUGGGCGAAAAGGGAAGCUUAUGAGUGGUCGUUAAAUUCGGUUUCUUUUAUUUUCUAUUUUUUCUUUUAGUUCCUUUUACUCUGCGAACGCAGCAACGUACAGUCAAAAGGAAGUGCAGGAUGUUUUCCACAUAUCUUCUUUGUCAGAUCAUCCUCACACUCAUCUGCCAAACACUUUGUUACGAACCCACAGAGAAGGACUUGAAGUGUUUCAAUGACUAUGAGACAGAAAUGAAAUGCAGUUUUUGGUUUGACGGCCUCAUAAAUUGCUCUGGAUACAAACUCAACAUCAGAAAUAGUGGAAUAGAUACGUUGCAAACAUGCACCUUUGAGAAAAGUCAUCACAGUGCCGACUGUGAAUGCAAAAUUAAAGUCGAUGGGUUUGUUUCAACUGAGGAAUUCACUACUACACUUGUGAAUGGAACAAAUGUUUUAUUAAGCAAAACAUUUGUGACAAUGAACUUCAUCAAACCAAAAACCCCAGUCGUAUCAGUGCAGAAGACUAAAAAUGGAGAUUUUAAAAUAACUUGGGAUGUCAAGUAUGAGAAAUCAUUUUUUUCAGAUCAUUUGGAAAUACAUCUGACGUAUAGGACUGAAGGAGAAAAUGAAACCAUGUCCAUGAAUGUGCAAAACUCUGUGGGAUUCUAUGAGAUUGUGGACAGAAAUCUCCAGCCAAACACCAACUACAUUCUGACAGCAAGAAUGAGCACAGAUUAUAACAAUCACAAGAUACUGAGUGACCAGAGCGCACCAGUUGAGUUCACCAGCUCCUCAUCUCCAAAUGAAUUACUCAAAACGAUGGUUCCGAUUCUAUGUUGUGUUUUAAUCGUCAUCAUUUGUACUACCUUCAUCUGUGUUUUGAGGGUGAAGAUGAAUUGGUGGGACAAGAUCUCCAAGCCAAAAAUAGAUGCCAAUAUUGGAGAAGAGAAGGGUCAUAUUUUGCCUCCUUCCAUUAUGGACUUCUCCUCGAUCCAUGUAGAGAUUCCAACACUGGACUUUGAGGACAAAAAGAAGUUGAUCUCCACAUUAUCAGUUGAUACAAACAAUGAGAAAAGUUCCCACAGUUUUGAGUCAGGGGCAGACGAUUAUGGCCAGGCUGGUUUUGAUUCUGGUAGUGACAAGGAGAAUUGCAACGUCUUAUCACGUGUCGAACGUGCCCGGGAGAAGGAUUUCAUAUCCUUUCUCUCAGCCAACAAAACACCCAGCAAUCAGCAAGUCGAGGGUUUUGAUUUCAGUUACUCAGGAGAUCACAACCGUGCUAAAAGAGAUUCGGGCAACUGCUCUGGGUCAUCGGUUUUCAGCAACAUGACGUAUUUGACAUCGGCCAAUGAUAAUUCAUCUUUCCUGGUUCAUUCCUGUCAAUCUGACAUUUCUAGCUUUGAAAACUCCUCUACGAGUGUUGAUAUGAACAAGAGCCAGUUUAACGUUCCCACUAAUGAUGUUUUGGAAGAUGGAUAUCAGCCCUUCAACAGCGGUGUGAACCAGGGAAAUGAUGCGGAUGUUAGUUUGAACCUUUCAAACGAUGUUGAUUCUGAGGAAAAGUUAUUGAAAAAUCUCAUCAUUAGUAAAAAUCCAGUAUAUCCUUCUCUGUUUGUCGAUGGUGGCAGCGUCGCACCAAGUGAUGGUGGGUAUCAGGCUUUGGAAGACUUAACAAAGAGCACAAAAGGACAGUUGAGCACGAGCAUCAGAACCGAACAAGCACUUAAAGAAUGUGGAGCGCUGAAAUCCUCCAACAGCACCGGCCUAGAUCCCACAUCAUCAGAGAAGCAAAGUUUGUGGCCCUCUUUGCUUUUUUCAACCAAAAUUGAAAUAGACACUUCAUAUCAGUCUUAUUAGCUGUGCUAUAACUGAAGCACUGAAUUUUGUUUUUUAUAUGUAACAUGCAAAGUUACAAAGCAACAGUUACAAAGAAAUAUGACCAGUAUAAUAUCUAUGCAAAUGUUCAUUGUUUAUGUACACUCAAAAAAGCCAAGACCUUGCAUUUAGGUUUCACUGUUUCUACAUGAAGACUUUGAAAAGUGCUUCAAUGCUCGAAGAGGUAAUGCAUGAUUAUUCUUCAUGUUCAUUUUUCUUUGUUAUUGAUCACAAUUACACACGCAAUGGUAAAUGCGACACCGAGUCACAUUUGCAAAUGCAAAUUUUAAAGGCUUGAUAACAAGGCCAAGACGGUUCUUAUCAUUCUGUGCUGUUAAAACAAAUGGUAGAUAUUUGCUUAUUCAUCUGUACAAUUCCAAUGAAUAAUUCCUUUGAAAGUAUCACCAGUUAUAGGAAACUUUACUUUUAAUAACUACAUGUUUGUAUAGAAUUUGCGACAUAGAAACAAUAAGAAGCGCUUUGCCUUAAUAUUCUUUGAAAACAUGACGAUGUAUUACUUUUCUUGCCAUUCGCAUCAUGUUUGUUUAUUAUUAAACUUUUUUUUUUUUUUUUCAUUUCAAAAUGUAAAGACAUUUCUAAACCUACCGGUAUAUUUGAUAUCUGAGUCUGUGAAAUAAAUUGUAUUUUUAUAUUUUCUACAAAUAAAAAAUAUGCUAGUCUGAA
Molecule: messenger RNA, 2580 nt
Organism: Pimephales promelas (fathead minnow)
Lineage: Eukaryota; Metazoa; Chordata; Actinopteri; Cypriniformes; Leuciscidae
Gene: il4r.1
Product: interleukin 4 receptor, tandem duplicate 1
Biological process (GO): immunoglobulin mediated immune response; production of molecular mediator involved in inflammatory response; cytokine-mediated signaling pathway
Cellular component (GO): membrane; external side of plasma membrane
Molecular function (GO): cytokine receptor activity; protein binding
Source: RefSeq, a predicted model, not a curated record